Malania oleifera is the source of this 2675-nucleotide messenger RNA. Its product is annotated as cyclic nucleotide-gated ion channel 4. Lineage: Eukaryota; Viridiplantae; Streptophyta; Magnoliopsida; Santalales; Ximeniaceae. The record is from RefSeq and is a predicted model, not a curated record. The transcript has 7 exons. The coding region runs from base 241 to 2469 and encodes 742 amino acids.
GGCUGAAUACAUGUAUCUUUGAAAUUAAUAAUUAAGGAAAAGCGUUUUCACUUUUCAGUGUGUUCUUAAUUAACAAGACGUCAAGAGGGCUUACGGGCCCAAAUCGUCAUCAAUCUCUUUUACUGCAGAGUUUGACGCAGACGGGGGGGCACCCAUGCAAAGGGCCGUUCGGGAAAUACGCUAGACUUUUGUCUGCUCCCGCACCAAGCUCUCUCUCACUAACCUCACUUCACCAGCUGCAUGUUCCGCUUCUCCAAUUAUUGUGUCCGUUAUUGUACGUGUAAUUUCAUCCCAACCCCUAAAAAUCUCUGCAUAUAUUCCCUUCCCCUCAAUAUAUCAUCAAAGCACAAAACACGCCCAGUUGCGUCCUCUCUCUCUCUCUCUCUCUCUCUCUCUCUCAGGAUGCCUAGUGAUCCGCAAGAAAUUUUGUACACUUCUCGAAUGGGUGACGCUAUGGAUACUGAUAGCUUACAAGCAGAAGAGGAAGAAGAAGAAGAUAAUGAUAUUGAUGGUGAGGAGGAGGAAGAAGAAGAGGAAGAGAGAAGAGAAAGCUCAUCAGCGAGGCUUGGCUGCAAAACCAUGUACGGCAAGUACUGCGGGCUGCGGCGGGGACGGGUCUGGUCUUUGUGCGGCGUUCUGGACCCGCGAGCCGGGUGGGUUCGAGAAUGGAAUAGGGUUUUCCUGUUGGUGUGCGCGACGGGACUCUUUGUCGAUCCUCUCUUCUUUUACGCGCUCUCCAUAAGCGAGAGGUGUAUGUGCCUCUUCGUCGAUGGCUGGUUCGCUAUCACCGUCACCGUCCUCCGGUGCAUGACCGACGCUUUGCACGUCUGGAACAUGUGGCUACAGCUCAAAAUGGCCAAGCGGUCUUAUAUCACCGGCGGCGAAGGAAGCAGGCUUCACAGCACCAGCGCCCGCGCCGUGGCCCUCCGGUACUUGAAGGCCAAAGGGGGAUUCUUCUUCGAUCUAUUUGUCAUUCUCCCUCUCCCCCAGGUAGUUUUGUGGGUGGCAAUUCCAUCAUUGUUGGAAAGAGGAUCAACCACACUGGUGAUGACAGUGUUCCUCAUAAUAUUUCUGUUCCAGUACCUCCCGAAGAUCUACCACUCAGUUUGCCUCCUCCGCCGCAUGCAAAACCUCUCCGGCUAUAUCUUCGGCACCGUUUGGUGGGGGAUUGCCCUCAACCUUAUUGCCUAUUUCGUCGCUUCUCAUGCAGCAGGAGCAUGCUGGUAUUUGCUAGGGAUACAGAGAGCAACACAGUGCCUGCGAAGGCAAUGCAGAGAAAGCGCAGGGUGUGGCCUAAGGACAAUAGCUUGUCAAGAGCCAAUAUAUUACGGAACAAGAAGUUUGGUGAGAAGCAAAGCGUGGGUGGCAUGGGCACAUAACAAGCAAGCAAGGACUGCUUGCAUUGAGAGUUCUGAUAAUUUCGAUUAUGGGGCUUAUAAAUGGACUGUUCAACUUGUCACCAAUAAUAGUCGUCUUGAGAAAGUACUGUUCCCCAUCUUUUGGGGCCUUAUGACUCUCAGUACAUUUGGCAACCUGGAGAGCACGACAGAAUGGUUAGAAGUUGUGUUCAGCAUCAUCGUUCUGACUAGCGGCCUCCUCCUUGUCACCAUGUUGAUCGGAAAUAUCAAGGUGUUUUUGCAUGCAACAACAUCAAAGAAGCAGGCAAUGCAGCUGAAGAUGAGGAACAUAGAGUGGUGGAUGAGGAAGAGGAAGCUGCCGCAGGGGUUCAGGCACAGGGUGAGGCAGUACGAGCGACAGCGCUGGGCGGCCAUGCGCGGGGUUGACGAGUGCCAAAUGAUCCGCAACCUCCCCGAGGGACUUCGCAGGGACAUCAAGUACCACCUUUGCCUCGACUUGGUCCGCCAGGUGCCGCUGUUUCAACACAUGGAUGAUCUGGUCCUAGAAAACAUCUGCGACCGAGUGAAGUCCCUCAUUUUUCCCAAGGGCGAAACAAUAACCAGAGAAGGUGACCCAGUUCAGAGAAUGCUGUUUGUAGUGCGGGGCCAUCUCCAGAGCAGCCAAGUGUUGCGAGACGGCGUGAAGAGUUGCUGUAUGCUAGGCCCCGGCAACUUCAGCGGCGACGAGCUCCUCUCCUGGUGUCUCCGACGCCCCUUCAUCGAGCGCCUUCCGCCGUCUUCCUUCACACUCGUCACCCUUGAAACCACCGAGGCCUUCGGGCUAGAAGCUGAGGACGUGAAGUACGUGACGCAGCACUUCAGGUACACCUUCGUGAACGAGAGAGUGAAGAGGAGCGCGCGUUACUACUCGCCCGGAUGGAGGACUUGGGCGGCGGUAGCCAUUCAGCUGGCUUGGAGGCGGUACAAGCAUCGCCUCACCCUCACCUCCUUGUCAUUUAUACGGCCCAGGAGGCCUCUGUCUCGGUGUUCUUCGCUUGGGGAGGACAGGCUCCGGCUUUACACCGCCUUGUUAACUUCACCUAAGCCCAAUCAGGAUGAUUUUGACUUCUGAUCAUAUAUAUGCAUGUGUACCAUCAAACAAUCGUUGUGAUCAUCAACUAAGUGUACGUAUGAAGUGAUAGGGCUAGGCUGGCUGCUGCAUCCACGGUUUCAUUUCUUAUAAUAAGGUUCAAUUUUGCAUAGACGUGGGAAGUUAAGUAUGGAGGUUAGUGGGGAAUUUUUAGCUAUUUUCUUUAAGUGAUGUUUAGUUUACUGAAA